AGGGUGAUCAAACCUCCACAGAGUCUCUGAGUUCUGUCUGUAACGCUGGAGAACAGCAGAUGCUGCAGACACCAGUGAAGAUUGAAGUGAAGCAGGAGGAGAUAAAAGAAGAAAUCACAACAGAGGAACAACAGAGAGAAGAUGAUGAUGAUGAUGAACAGCAGAUGCUGCAGACAUCAGUGAAGAUGUGUUCAGUGAAGCUGCUGGACUGCAGGAUCCUGAUGAAGAUGAGAAAGAAGAUUGAAGUGAAGCAGGAGGAGAUAAAAGAAGAAAACACAGCAGAGCAACAACAGAGAGAUGAAGAUAAUCAUGAUUUUAUUCCUUCAGAGCUGAAUGAAGUGGAGGAGAAACUUCAUGAUUUCACAACUGGAGAAAAAUCUCUGAGUGGCUCAAAAACUAACAAGAAUUUCUCACCAGAAAAGCCUCAAAGAAGAGCAGCCAAAAACACUUUCACCUGCUCUCAGUGUGGAAAGAGUUUUGCAAGUAUAUACUAUUUCAAGGAUCAUCUCCGCUAUCACUCUGGAGAAAGACCAUUUGAAUGUGAUCAGUGUGGUAAAACAUUUGUUUUGGAUUCAGCCCUAAAAAACAUUUGAAAACUCACACAAAUGAGAAGCCUUACAAGUGUUGUUUUUGUGGAGAGAGUUUCGCACACCUGAACUAUUUUAAAGAGCACCAGAAAUCGCAUUCUGGUGAGGGGGCUCAUAUGUGCUUUGAAUGUGGGAAGAGCUUUACGACAGCCGGCAACUUGAAACAGCACCAAAGAAUUCAUACUGGAGAGAAACCUUUCAAGUGUUCAUGCUGUGGAAAGAGAUUCACUCAGUCAGGAAACCUGAAAAUACAUGAGAGAAUCCAUACUGGACUAAACCCUUACAAGUGCUCACAGUGUGGGAAGAGUUUCACUCUGUCAUACAACUUGAAAAUACACGAGAGAAUUCAUACUAGAGAAAAACCUUUCAAGUGUUCACGCUGCGGAAAGAGUUUCACUCAGUCAGAAAGCCUGAAAACUCACAAGAGAAUUCAUACUGGAGAAAAACCAUACAUUUGCUCACACUGUGGAAAGAGUUUCACUCAGUCAUACAGCUUGAAAACACACCAGAGAAUUCAUACUAGAGAAAAACCUUACAAGUGUUCACACUGUGGAAAGAGUUUCAAUGGGUCACCAAACCUAAAACAACACGAGAGAAUUCAUACUGGAGAAAAACCAUACAAGUGUUCACACUGUGGAAAAAGUUUUACUCAGUCAGAACACCUGAAAAAACACGAGAGAAUCCACACUGGAGAAAAACCUUACAAGUGUUCACACUGUGGAAAGAGUUUCACUUGGUUAUACAGCUUGAAAACACAUGAGAGAAUCCAUACUGGAGAGGAACCAUACCACUGCUCGUCAUGUGGGAAAAGUUUCAGAGCAUCAAGUGGUCUAUGGAAACAUGUAAAAAAGUAUUGCCCAGGUAGUCACAGUGAGCAAAAAUCAACUUUAGAUCCAACAAGAAUCAUGAGAGAGCAGGUGGAUGUGAUCUGCUGUAAAUCAGUAGGAACUGAUCUGUCCAUGCUGGAUAUUGAUGAUUUCAUCACAGAAAUCUCUCAGCUGAAGAAAGAGGUGACGUCACUGAAGACAAAACUGAUGGAGAGAGAACUGUAUUCAUCCUGCACCUGUUUUGAGCGAGUUAAAGUUGAGAUUGAGCUGGAAAAGGUUUCCUGUCAAUCUUCAGUGUGUGUGACUGAUGGGACCUCCACAGAAUGUCAGGAUUCAGUGUGGAGCGGCAGAGAUCAGUCCACACCACAGCAGCUGCUGGACAAACUCUCUGAACAGAGAUCCAGAGACACACAGGACUCACAGCUCACUUUACUCUGUUCUACUGAUGCUCAGGAGAGUGUGUGUGACAGUAAUCAGGGUGAUCAAACCUCCACAGAGUCUCUGACUUCUGUCUGUAACGCUGGAGAACAGCAGAUGCUGCAGACACCAGUGAAGAUUGAAGUGAAGCAGGAGGAGAUAAAAGAAGAAAACACAACAGAGGAACAACAGAGAGAUGAAGAUGAUUUUAUUCCUUCAGAGCUGAAUGAAGUGGAGGAGAAUCUUCAUGAUUUCACAACUGGAGAAAAAUCUCUGAGUGGCUCAAAAACUAACAAGAAUUUCUCACAAGAAAAGCCUCAAAGAAGAGCAGCCAAAAAUACUUUCACCUGCUCUCAGUGUGGAAAGAGUUUCAUAUAUAAAUGCAAGCUUAAUACACAUAUGAGAAUUCAUACUGGAGAGAAGCCUUACACGUGCCAUCAGUGUGGAAAGAGUUUUGCAAGUGUAUACUAUUUCAAGGAUCAUCUCCGCUAUCACUCUGGAGAAAGACCAUUUGAAUGUGAUCAGUGUGGUAAAACAUUUGUUUUGGAUUCAGCCCUAAAAAAACAUUUGAAAACUCACACAAAUGAGAAGCCUUACAAGUGUUGUUUCUGUGGAAAAGGUUUUGCACACCUGAACUAUUUUAAAGAGCACCAGAAAUCGCAUUCUGGUGUUGGGGAUCAUAUGUGCUUUGAAUGUGGGAAGAUCUUUACGACAGCCGGCAACUUGAAACAGCACCAAAGAAUUCAUACUGGAGAAAAACCUUUCAAGUGUUCAUGCUGUGGAAAGAGUUUCACUCAGUCCGAACACCUGAAAAAACACGAGAGAAUUCAUACGGGAGAAAAACCUUACAAGUGCUUACAGUGUGGAAAGAGUUUCACUCAGUCAUACAGUUUGAAAACACACGAGAGAAUUCAUACUAGAGAAAAACCUUACAUGUGCUCACACUGUGGAAAGAGUUUCAAUGGGUCACAAAACCUAAAACAACACGAGAGAAUUCAUACUGGAGAAAAACCAUACAAGUGUUCACACUGUGGAAAGAGUUUCACUCAGUCAGACAAUUUGAAAAUACAUGAGAGAAUUCAUACUGGAGAGGAACCAUAUCACUGCUCUUCAUGUGGGAAAAGUUUCAGAGCAGCAAGUAAUCUACAUAGACAUGUAAAAAAGUAUUGCCCAGGUAGUAUCAGUGAACAAAAAUCAUCUUCAGGUCCAACAAGAUCUUGAAAAUUGUUGGAAAUUCAGAUGAACUUAAAGACCCAUAUAGCACAUGUAGAGUACAUUACCCAGAUGUCUUGCUUAUAUCUGGAAGACAUGUUUUUUAGGUUGUUUGGUCGUCUGCAAUACGUCUGUAAGGCAUUUCUAAUUGGAUGUCAAUAAGACAUUCAGCAUUUGUCUUUUGAGAUGUUUAUCAGUUAAUGUUACAUAAACAAUCUGAUGUAAUUGGUUGAAUUUUUGUUGCAUACCUGACCAGAGAUGGAGGUGUCCGUUGAUGUUCUCUCCAGUUUGGGUUCGGUCCCAUUAGUUGCCAUCAAUUCCAUGACAGCUCCAUUUCCACCAGCGCUAUACUGUAUGCUAAAAACACAAGUUUUAUUUAUAUAGCAUCUUUUCAAAGCUCAAGAAUCUUUAACAAACAUUAUUUCCUGCUUAUCUGCUGUCCAACGAGAUUCUGUCAGAAAUCAUUGUCAGUAAACAUUAGAGCGAGUGCACUAUUGAGGAUGAUCGCAUGUUCCAGUUUUUAGGAAUGCUUUUUCCUUCGUUUUACUCUGUUAAUACACAGGAAAGACUCGGCACAUGUCACAAAUCAGACCAUGUCACCUUCAUGAGGGCUUGUGUAUGCCAUCAGACAGAAACACACAAAGGUAAAAGUUCCCACACUAGCUAAAUAGGAAAAUUAUUGACAAAUCAUAAUAUCAGUAUUAUAUGAAAAUAGUACAGCUUUGGAUAGAAUUAAGAGACCCCUCCAUAUGUUUCUGAAAUCAGCAUCUCUACAUAUAUGGCAGCCAUUCUAUUCCAGUGUGUGUUGAAUUAUUAUUUUUUUUUUUUUAAUGUUUUUUCUUUUCUUUUUUUGACUAUUGUCAAGCGUCAAAUAAAGAGACAAUUACAGUAUACAAGAGGAACUAAGUAUUUGACCAAAAAAUAGACAUUCAAAUAUGGUUAUUUAAUACAUAGGACCAUUUUUCUUGAUGAUCAUGAUAUAAGAUUUUGGUCAUAUCACCCACCCCUACUCAUUGUAAAAUUUGAGCGAGUAUAUUCCCCACAUGGAGGUAAAUAAGACAAUGUCACAUUCCGACAGCUACACUGCAAUUUGUACAUGGCACAAGCACUUAAAUGAUGUCCAAUGUAUUUCAUUUUUAUCAAAAUACACAAUGAUGACUCAGUUUUAUCUUCUGUUAAUGCCUGAUCUUCUGUAA
This is a messenger RNA of Xyrauchen texanus (razorback sucker), 4239 nucleotides long. Its product is annotated as zinc finger protein 665-like. Gene Ontology annotation, molecular function: RNA polymerase II cis-regulatory region sequence-specific DNA binding; DNA-binding transcription factor activity, RNA polymerase II-specific. The transcript has 5 exons. Gene Ontology annotation, biological process: regulation of DNA-templated transcription. Lineage: Eukaryota; Metazoa; Chordata; Actinopteri; Cypriniformes; Catostomidae. Bases 704 to 3052 code for a protein of 782 amino acids. The record is from RefSeq and is a predicted model, not a curated record.